Messenger RNA from Pieris macdunnoughi, 1353 nucleotides. Lineage: Eukaryota; Metazoa; Arthropoda; Insecta; Lepidoptera; Pieridae. The record is from the annotation of a GenBank genome assembly.
AUGGUUUUGUAUGCCGUAAUGCUGUUUUUACUUCUUAACAGGCCAUCAAACAGUGACAUAAUUAAGCCUCAAGUAAAUUCUCCACGGGUAUGUAUAAUCGGCGCUGGUCUCGCCGGUAUAACAUCAGGAAAAAAUUUACAAGAUCAAGGACUUAGUUUCACCAUUUUAGAAGCUACGACUACUUUUGGAGGCACUUGGAGAUACGAGCCAAGAGUGGGAGUGUAUGAAAAUGGCCUUCCAGUAUUCUCAAGCAUGUAUAAACAUUUAAGAACUAAUCUACCAAAGCCUACGAUGGAACUGUCAGGAUUUCCCAUGCCUGACGGUGUACCGUCUUUCCCCACAUGGGAGGUCUACUACAACUAUUUACUACGAUAUGUACAUCAUUUUCAAUUAGAAAAAUAUAUGCAGUUCCAACACUAUGUAACACGUGUCUCCCGAGUGAAUGGUGUAUGGAGAGUGAGGCACAAAUACCUUCCUACUGGUGAAGAGAUAGAAGAUGAAUUUGAUUACGUCAUCGUUGCUACGGGACACUUCAGUCAACCUAAUAGACCUGUGCUGAACGGAGAGCAUAUUUUUAAAGGAAAUAUAAUUCAUAGCCACGACUAUAGAGAGCCAGAUUCGUACAGAGGUCGUAAAGUACUGAGUGUCGGAGCUGGUCCAUCUGGGCUGGACAUCACUCUUGACAUCGCCAGUGUAGCAGACACAGUUUACCACAGCCACCAUUCACCAAUGAAAUUUAAAACACAAUUUCCACCUAACUACGUAAAGAAGCCAGACAUAAAGGAGUUUAACGAGACUGGAGUUCUGUUCGUUGAUGGGUCGUACGCCGAUGUUGAUGAUGUUAUAUAUUGCACUGGAUACCUCUUUAAUUACUCAUUCCUGGACGAGAGUGCAGGUUUGAACAUUAGCUCUAAGAGCGUGAUGCCACUGCACAAGUUUAUGGUGAACAUCAACGAACCCUCACUUAUCAUCGUGGGUCUCAUUGAGAAGGCAUGCCUUGCGAAAGCACUGGAAGCUCAGGCACGAUACACAGCAGCUUUAGUGAAAGGCAAAUUCUCUUUACCCUCAAAAGCGGAUAUGAUGAAGGAGUGGCAGCGGAGAGCUGACGCAUGUGCAGAGCGAGGAUUAACCUUUGGGAAGUUACAUUAUUUAGAGGAAAAAGAAGAUGAUUAUUAUGAAGAAUUAUCACAAGAAUCUGGUAUAGACAGGGUCCCACCUGUUAUUUACAAAAUCCGCCAGACAGAUGCCAAAGCAAAAUUUGAGAAUUUGCUCACAUAUCGAAAUUAUGUUUACGAAAUCAUUGAUGACAAUACGUUUCUGAGGCGAUUAGAAGGCGAUACUGAAGCACAAUAG